Molecule: messenger RNA, 3597 nt
Organism: Penicillium brasilianum
Lineage: Eukaryota; Fungi; Ascomycota; Eurotiomycetes; Eurotiales; Aspergillaceae
Source: the annotation of a GenBank genome assembly
AUGCAGGCUCGUCGGGGCUGGCUUCUGCCAGUCGGCAGGGCACUGCUGAUACUGUUAUUUUUGACCCAGUAUGCAUUUGCGGGAGACAUAUCGAGAAGUAGCAUUCAGCCAAGCUCAACACCUAAUGCGAGCUCACGAACACGGUUCUCAUCGAGCACUUCUCGCCGCACGAGCAGUACUUCUACCCCUUCAACGUCCGGAAUCAUUUCAACCCCAUUGGUCCUGUCAAGAAGUUCCUCCCUUGGACUUUCUAGCAAGACCAGUCGAACCACCACCGUGAACCAAGCCUCUAGCAUUCUUGUUCCGAGCUCCUUAAGUGUCGCUUCACCCUCUUCACAUAUCGUCGCACCCUCCUCAAGCACGUUACCGCUACCUGGAAGCACAAGUACAGCCUCGGGAACUUCCCGCUCAAAGAUUCAAAGUACCGAUAGCUCUGUUGCUUCAAGCACAAAGCCAUCUGUUGCUGCUGGAGGAGCAACUUCUAGCAACGAUGUCCCCACGGCCGCCAGCUCCAGCACCAGAAUUGGCGGAUCUGCCAGUACUCCACUGGUAUCCGUUACGCCUGUUAUUAUCACAUCUACCAUCGUUCAAAAUGGCGUCACCAAGACUGUUCCCGUUAUUGUUGGGGGAUCAGAAACCCCGAUCACUCUUCCACCAGUCACCACAACCGUCACUGGCGCUCUAGCUACAUCCAGUGUCUCAUCCGUCUCUUCUGAGAUCAUGGCCCUCAUCCCAAUCCUGAACUCUUGGAAGUCUGAGCCCGAUUCUCUGAAGGAAAGCACAUUAAAAUCGGUGGAGAAUGUCAAGAGUGAUGUGGAGAACAUCAUCUCUAACCUUGGAGGUAGCACUUCAUCGUCAUCACCUUGCAGUUCCAAGAAGCGAAGAAAGAGGGGUCUUUUUGAUUUCAUCAGCAAUGCCAUCAGCGCAUUGGCGUGCAUUGGCGAAGACUUGACCCACGUAACGGAUGAUAUCAAUCUCAAUGAUAUUGAAGGCGUUGAGGGGCUUAUUAAUUCUCUCACCACCUCAACGGAUGAGUUGAAUGAUGAGGACGAUAGCGAGUCAUCGAAGACAGAUUCAACCUCGUCCACCUCCACCUCUUCAACUUGUACUGCAUCAACCACUACCACUGCUCUCCGUGUGACUGUUCUCUGCGAGACAACUUCAAUCACUGCAGACGGUUCCACGUCGACGACAGAGACCUGUUCUCCUUCAACUGUUACUAUAACAACAACUGGUUGUGCCGUGACUGGGCUCACGACUACCAUUUCGACAGCGACAACAACUUCAAGUCAAGUACCAUGUGCAUCUGACACCUGUGGUGAUUCGUGCCCCAUGAGUAAAGGGGUAUUGAGUGGGACAAUUAGUGCUUCAUCAACCAAUUACUGUGCAUCUCUCGCGACAUCCUACACCUCAGCUCUCCCAACCGCUAGCUAUGGAGUGGUGGACACUGAUGUGUUUGCUACCGACACACCUACCUCCGCAUCGUCCAAGAAGCGAAGCGCCCGACCGCGGGGCCAUGGCUUGCCAGCAAAGGCCGUAGGUAAGCGAGCGCUGCCCAGCGUGGCUCCACCAUACUCAUCUUACGUUUCUGCAUUAAAACCAUCAUGGGUGUCCCAGAACGGCGAUGCAUCUGGGCAAUGGUUUGGUUUCCCUAUAUAUGGCCAUGUUGCUGCCGGAGUAAAUGGUAUUUAUGGAUGCACUUCGGUCAUUAUCGUGUCUGAGAAAGGUGUCUACGUAUCUCACAUCUGGGAGGUCCCGGUCUUUAUCGACACUGAUUAUAAAGAUACGGAUGACAGUUCAUUUAAAGCGAUUGCUUUUGAACAGCUUCGAGAUGGGACAUCCACUGCGCAGAGUAUUACCGCGCUCGUGGGAACGGAUGAAAAUCCUGGAGUUCUUCACGCUAUCUAUGCCCCAAAGGUUUUCGUUCUCACCCCAAAGACCAGCGACUGGGACAGGGAUGUGCUCAAGGUCACCACCACAUUACGAUAUGACAGUCGUGCUCGUCAACUUGGACAAUGGAUUGCUAGUGUUGUCCCAGGAUCCGGGGGCAGUGCGAUGACUCUUGGGUAUCAACGAACGAGUCGGCAAGAUUCCACUGCGGAAGGUGGUACAGCUGGUCGGGCAAUUCUCGAAGUUGAUCCCUUCCAAUACUGGCUGACCACACCUGAUGUCGUUGACAGCCCGGGUCUGCAAGUUGGUCAAUGGAGACUCUGGGUAGAAGACCAGUUGAUUACCACACAAGACUUCUGGACUCCAAGAACCAUCCCUCUUACAAAACGAGAGAUUGGCUACGCCAACCCGUGUGGGUCGAGCUCGAGUGCUUCUCCCUCGUCAUCGACUCCGGUCUCGAGUAGCACGAAGAUCAAAUCCUGUGCCAUUCGGUCUAGGACUGCUACUGUUGAUAUUACAAGUGUGACUCCUUCAAGCUCGGUCCGAGCUUCAACCCCAAGCACGACGUCAUCCACAAAGUCGAGUACUACCAAGUCGUCUACGACCUUGACAUCUACAACCAUCUCAGCCAAACCUUCGGGAUCUGCAACUUCAGUGAUAUCAACUACUCAUUCCACUACACCUUCUGGAUCCACGUUCUCCCUUUCGUCCUUCACUACCCGUGCCUCAUCGACUGUGACCACGUCGGCUAUACGGUAUUGUCUCAAUUAUGCAGAUCAUACCACCGACUACUGUACCUGUUCCUCGACAAGCUCCGGUUCAGUACUGUACACCUCCCUGCCUUUGAUGACAGAUGGAUACUGCAAGUACACCACGUUCCCAGCUCCAACCACCACAACGCAUUCGACCUCCACACCGACAACGAUCACUGCUGCACCGACAGCAACGACGACUUACUGCCUCAACUAUGCGAAUCCUCACAGUAAUGUUGACUAUUGCACAUGCUCAUCAACUUCCGGAAAGUCUGUAUACUACACAUCACUGCCCCUGAUGAGCGAUGGCUAUUGUUCGUACACAACUUUCCCGAGCAGCACCAACCCUUACCCAUACACGAAGACUGCGGAGGGCUCAGUGAUUGCGUACGCCACGUCUACCGUGUCAAUACUCCACGUCGCGGGCUAUACAUUGACCGAAACAUAUGGGUCCGGCAGCAGCACGGUCCUUGAAACCCCUGCUCCCACGGGAUUCCCCUACACGACAACUUCCGACGACACGGUCAUUGCAUACGCCACAUCGACAAUCUCGUACAUGGACGUUGCUGGAUAUAAGUUGACAUUGACCUACGGCGCGGGUUCAUCAACGGUCGUUUCCACCCCGGCACCAACUGCAUCUUGCGCCAUGUGGUCCGAGAUUGCGGCUUACAUGUUCCUCAUCUAUGACAUUGAUCACUGGGACGUUGAUGAAGAUGACUUGCAGAGCAAGCUGAAGAGCGAGGAGUCUGGAUGCGGUGCUAUUACUGCUUGGGACUUCAACACAGCAGUGAAUGGGUCUGCUGGAGCCAAAUUCAAUCUUCCGACCUUGAUGAAGAGUGGCUGUGUGGAGAGAGCUGUCAAGUCUGCUGGUGGACCGUCCAUUAGCUGCUCGGGCCACGGUACUCAUGUUUUUGAUGGAGGUGACAGCGUGCAACAGAUUUAUGAUGCGCUUUAG